This is a messenger RNA of Magnolia sinica, 1835 nucleotides long. RefSeq names its product WD-40 repeat-containing protein MSI4-like. Lineage: Eukaryota; Viridiplantae; Streptophyta; Magnoliopsida; Magnoliales; Magnoliaceae. The record is from RefSeq and is a predicted model, not a curated record. Gene Ontology annotation, biological process: regulation of gene expression. Gene Ontology annotation, cellular component: nucleus. Gene Ontology annotation, molecular function: histone binding. Bases 114 to 1520 code for a protein of 468 amino acids. The transcript is spliced from 15 exons.
UCCAACCCCUUCUCAUUCCCAGACAACAACAUCUCCAGGGAGGGAGGUGAAAAAAGAAAAAAAACGAGAGAGGGAAAGCGCGGGAAAAGGGUAAAAAGGAAAGGGAGGGAGAGAUGAAGGAGAGAGGAGGGAAAGCCAGCCGGCCAUCGGUAGAUGAAAGGUACACGCAGUGGAAAUCUCUCGUUCCAGUCCUCUACGACUGGCUCGCCAACCACAACCUCGUCUGGCCUUCUCUUUCUUGCCGGUGGGGUCCACAACUAGAGCAAGCGACUUACAAGAAUCGUCAACGUCUCUACCUUUCUGAACAGACUGAUGGCAGUGUUCCAAAUACACUUGUCAUAGCAAAUUGUGAAGUUGUUAAACCGAGGGUUGCUGCCGCAGAGCAUAUAUCACAGUUCAAUGAAGAAGCGCGUUCUCCGUUCGUAAAGAAGUUCAAAACCAUCAUACAUCCUGGUGAGGUCAACAGAAUCAGGGAACUCCCCCAGAAUAGUAAGAUAGUAGCCACGCAUACAGACAGUCCAGACGUUCUGAUCUGGGAUGUAGAGGCACAACCUAAUCGUCAUGCUGUCCUUGGAGCGGCGGAUUCUCGUCCAGAUUUGAUUUUGACUGGGCAUCAAGACAAUGCUGAAUUUGCUCUUGGCAUGUGCCCAAAUGAACCCUUUGUGCUCUCUGGAGGAAAGGACAAAUUAGUUGUGUUAUGGAGUAUACAUGAUCAUAUCUCUGCUUCAGCGACAGAGCCCUCCACAAAAUCUUCAGGGACACCAUCUGGGAGCUCAAUCAUUAAACAAACCUCCAAGGGUGGUGAUAAAGGUUCGGACAGCCCUUCAAUUGGACCGCGGGGCAUAUACCAAGGUCAUGAGGAUACUGUUGAAGAUGUUCAGUUCUGCCCCUCUAGUGCACAGGUAUUUUGUAGUGUAGGUGAUGAUUCUUGCCUGAUACUCUGGGAUGCUCGUAUUGGAUCAACUCCAUCUGUCAAGGUUGAGAAAGCUCAUAAUGCUGAUAUUCACUGUGUCGAAUGGAACCCCCAUGAUGAAAACCUAAUCCUAACUGGAUCAGCUGAUAAUUCUGUUCAUAUGUUUGACCGCCGGAACCUCACUUCCAGCGGUGUUGGAUCACCUGUUUAUAAAUUUGAAGGUCACAAAGCUGCUGUCCUUUGUGUGCAGUGGUCCCCAGAUAAAGCGUCCGUUUUCGGGAGUUCUGCAGAGGAUGGCUUCUUAAAUAUUUGGGAUUAUGAAAAGGUUGGUAAAAAGAAAGAACGUGUUGGAACGAGGGUGCCAAAUUCUCCUCCAGGCUUAUUUUUCCAACAUGCGGGGCACCGAGAUAAAGUCGUUGAUUUUCACUGGAACACAUCUGAUCCAUGGACAAUUGUUAGUGUCUCUGAUGACUGUGAGAGUACUGCUGGAGGAGGAACAUUGCAGAUAUGGCGUAUGAGCGAUUUGAUUUACAGGCCAGAGGAGGAGGUUCUGGCCGAACUCGAGAAGUUCAAAGAACACAUACUCACAUGUUCGUCAAAAUCUUAAUUAGUAACCUCUCUAUGUGCUCACCAGGUCUGUGGGGCAAUGACUCUACAUUGUUAUCAAGAGGAUCCUUCAGAAUCCUUCUCGUUUUCUUCACAUCUAAAGACAGAUUUGACAAUAUUGUGGUUCCUUCGACAGCUGCAUAUGGUGUUUUUUCACUUGUUACCUAAAGAUUCUUGGACUCCAAUAGGUAUUCUGAAUGGAUUUGUUGUAUUUCUGUAACAAUGCAUCAUGGUACUUGGAAUUUUUGUUUGCUUGGAAAAUUGGAGUGAUAUUUGCAGCUGAAACCUAGAAAAAGAGAUUAGUUGUUGAAGGCCU